This is a messenger RNA of Anopheles stephensi (Asian malaria mosquito), 613 nucleotides long. Its product is annotated as general odorant-binding protein 56d-like. Gene Ontology annotation, biological process: sensory perception of smell. The record is from RefSeq and is a predicted model, not a curated record. The transcript has 3 exons. Gene Ontology annotation, molecular function: odorant binding. The coding region runs from base 25 to 510 and encodes 161 amino acids. Lineage: Eukaryota; Metazoa; Arthropoda; Insecta; Diptera; Culicidae.
CUUGGGGUGGGGUGUAGUAUAAAAAUGCACCAGAGAUGCAUCGUAGGUCGAUACUCCAGCAACAGGUGCGUUAGAAUGAAGUUCUUAGUGUGUGCUAUUGUGUUAGGUGUUGUGUGCUUGGAUGCGCUCGCCGAUGGAGCAGAGGAGCCAGUAAGCCCACCAAAUCUGGAAGAUGUCAGUAAAAUUGCUAACGGAGAAGCUUUCGCCCUAGAAUGCCUGAUCGAGAGUGGACUCAAGUUGGACUCGCUUGCCUCGCUCUCGGCUAGUGAUCUGGAUGCGAACGGAAACAAGAUUAAGUGCUUGGUGAAAUGCUUCUUCGAGAAAACGGGCUUCAUGGACAAAGAUGGUCAGCUGCAGGAGAAAACCAUCGUCGAGCAGCUGUCCAAGUUUAUGCCGCGCGACCGUAUCGAGGCGUUGGUCCAGAACUGUAACUUCCAAGAAGCAGAUGCGUGCGAAACUGCGUACAAAGUGACCGAGUGUUACUUCCAGAACAAAGCGGGACUAUUCUGAAGACCUCCCGCGUUACAAACAAAGUCAUGUGAUAAGGUGCGCGUGUGAGUCGCGAUCGUUUUGUUAUGUGUGAUCUGUUGAAUAAAUUCCAUCUCACAGUGAA